Hemiscyllium ocellatum (epaulette shark) is the source of this 3784-nucleotide messenger RNA. RefSeq lists its product as uncharacterized. NCBI's taxonomy places the organism in Eukaryota, Metazoa, Chordata, Chondrichthyes, Orectolobiformes, Hemiscylliidae. The transcript is spliced from 8 exons. The record is from RefSeq and is a predicted model, not a curated record. The annotation marks the transcript as partial.
CGCUGCUGGGAGUUCGAGCGACUACAUCUGCUCCAGACACCCUGCCCAAACCCAAAUUAUACCUGGACCAGACGAGCGGCGUCUACUGCCGAGGGGACCCGGUGACCAUCUCCUGUUCGGCCGGGAAGGGGGGUCCCCCUGGACGCCGGACCUGGGAGCUGUACCGGGAGGAGCCUCCGGGGGCGCCGCUCGCCAGGGAGACAGCGAGGAGGGCGACUUUCCGGCUCAACGCCACGGAGCGACUGGUCAAGUACAAGUGCCGUUACGGGAUCCAGGGCGAGGAGGGGGAGGGGGACUGGAGGUGGUCCCCCUUCAGCGACGCCGUCCGGGUCUUCGUCACCGAUCCCACCGUGAUCCCGGAGCUAAGGAAGGAGAGGCCGCUGGAGGUCUACGCGACCGGGGAGAGGGUCAGGCUGACCUGCCGCGGCUCCGGAGGGAACGGCCGCUUCCGGCUUUACCGAGGGCCCUCGGAGGAGGGCGAGGAGGAGGAGGAGGCCGCUCUGGAGAGCCCCCGGUGGUACCGAGGGGACUCCUACACCUUCGAGUUGGGGCCCCUAGCCCAGGUGGGCACCCAGUGGUACCGCUGUUCCUAUUGGCGCUGGGUAUCGGGCCGAGUGAUCCACUCGCUACCGAGUGGGGCCCUCCCUAUCACCCUCGUCGAUCGCCCUCAGAGGCCCACCAUCGCCCCGGAUGGACCCCAUCGCAUCCUCCUGCUGGGGGAACGGGUGGCUGUGAGGUGCCAGGCUCCUGGCCAGGACCAGGCCCAGGACCAGGACCAGGCCCAGGCCCAGGCCCAGGACCAGGCUCAAACUCAGGCCCAGGCCCAGAUCCAGGCUCCGACCCAGAUCCAGGCUCCGACCCAGAUCCAGGCCCAGACCCAGGACCAGGCCCAGGCCCAGACCCAGGACCAGACUCAAACUCAGGACCAGGCUCAGGCCCAGGACCAGGCCCAGACCCAGGCUCCUGCCCAGGGCCUGGCCCAGACCCAGGCUCCUGCACAGUACCAGGCCCAGACCCAGGCUCCUGCCCAGAACCAGGCCCAGACCCAGGCUCAGACCCAGGACCAGGCCCAGACCCAGGACCAGGCUCAGACCCAGGACCAGGCCCAGACCCAGGCUACUAUCCAGGACCAGACCCAGGCUCAGACCCAGGACCAGGCCCAGACCCAGGCUCAGGACCAGGCCCAGACCCAGGCUCAGAUUGAAGACCAGGCUCAGACCCAGGACCAGGCCCAGACCCAGGCUCCUGCCCAGGACCAGGCCCAGACCCAGGCUCAGACCCAGGACCAGACCCAGACCCAGGCUACUAUCCAGGACCAGACCCAGGCUCAGACCCAGACCCAGGCUCCUGCCCAGGACCAGGCCCAGACCCAAGCUACUACCCAGACCCAGGCCCAGACCCAGGCUCCUGCCCAGGACCAGGCCCAGACCCAAGCUACUACCCAGACCCAGGCCCAGACCCAGGCUCCUGCCCAGGACCAGACCCAGGCCCAGACCCAGACCCAGGCUCCUGCCCAGGACCAGGCCCAGACCCAGGCUCCUGCCCAGGCCCAGACCCAGGCUCAGACCCAGGACCAGGCCCAGACCCAGGACCAGGCCCAGACCCAGGCCCAGACCCAGGCCCAGACCCAGACCCAGGCCCAGACCCAGACCCAGGCCCAGACCCAGACCCAGGCCCAGACCCAGCUGCUCAUGGAGGCCCGUCUCUACCGGGAGGGCCAGAAGAAGGCAGUGGACGUUCGGCCCCUCGGCCCGGGACAGACCGUGGCUGUCUUCGAGGUUGCGGACAUGCUGAGUGUGGGGAGCCGCCAUUACGCCUGUGCCUACACGGUCAACAUCAGCGGCCGGGCGGUGGAGUCAGUCCGCAGCGCCGCCCUGAAACUGGUGACCGAAGCGCCGCUGAAGAAACCUUAUUUGUACCUGGACGCGGUGCCCAAGUUGUUUCUGGUGGGCGAGAGGGUAAGGCUGGUGUGCCAGGGGGAAUUCAGGGAUCGCUCCAGUACCUUCUACCUCUACAGGGAAGGAGGGGAAGAGCCCCUCCUGACUGGGACCCCCCGGUUUUUCGAGUUUGCCGUGAAAUUCGACAUCAGCACCGUGAUGGGCAAUGGCACAGAGAACUACACCUGCGCCUACCUCCGGCGAUGGAGGGAACGGACGGCGCUCUCCGAUCGCAGUAAUGCCCUCUCGAUCACUGCCCGCUAUCCGCUCUCAAAGCCGCAGUUGGGCCUCGACGUGAAGUCCGGGAUUUACUGGGCCGGAGAGCGGAUGACACUGACCUGCCGGGGGGACCCAGUGGCUCCGGACGGACACUACUAUUUCUUCCACGAUCAGGAGCCGCUGGACAUGGGACGGGGCUCCGAGCUUCCGACAAUCCAGGUGCCGGGCCAGGACAGGACGGGUUUUUACCAGUGCCGAUACGCCCUGAAGACGCCAGAGAGAUGGUUCCUCUCGCCGCUGAGCGAGAGAGUGAGAGUGACGGAGAUCGGAUUUCUGGAGCCCCCGAUCCUGCGGUUGGAAGGUGGGGCGAGGCCUAUCCAGCCAGGCCUCCCCGUCAGGGUGACGUGCGAGGCGCCCCCUGCGGAGAGGGGCCGGCGUUUCUACCUGUUCCGGGACCGGGAGAGGAGGCCGCUGCGUUCCGGGAAGUCGGAGCCUCACUCCCGGUCCUUCACCUUUGACGUUGGGAGCGCGGCGCGGUGCGGAGACCGGGUCUACAGCUGUGCCUACCGCCGACGGGCACACGCGGAGGAACAGUACUCCCGCUGGAGCGAGGAAAUCAUCGUCCGGGCCCAGGGCCCCUGUGACUAGCCCGGACUGCCGCGGAAUCCCGUCGGGGAAUCGACCAAUGGGUCUUCAGAUGCUUCACUGCAGUCAUCCACCCACCACCCACCCCCCUCCCCCACCACCCACCGCGUCCCAGUUCGUCACCUUCGCCUCCCACCUUCAAUCGUCCGAGUGUAACACCAUCCGUUUGUGCAGUCCCGUGUUUGGCUCCACUGUCCUGUCUCGCCCGAAACGCACCUCCUUCCUGCCUAAACCAGCCUCGGCCAAGUCUCUCUCUCUCUCCUCAAUCCCCGCAAACUCUUCCUCCACCUCACACUCCUUGCUAGCCCGUGAAGUGCCCCCGUGCCCCCACGCCCACCCACCCCACCCACCCCCCAGUCUGCUUCCUCUACCUUGUCCUUUCCACCCAAGAUCAGAUAGACUAAAGAAACCACAAACCGACAACCUCCCUCACCCGGGGGGGGAACCUUGCUGAACAGUGCCACCCCCCACACGGAAAUGAGAAGGCAGCCCGUAUACCGGAAGGACGAUGGAGCCGCACACGGGGGUGACGCAAGUGAACUGCUUCUCACCGGCUCCUGGGCCGGUUUCGGAGGAGGAUGGUUCGUUCGGCGAGGGGGGGGUGGGGUGGGGUGGGGUGGGGGGUCCACCCGUCUCCUUCCCCACCCACCUGCCCUUCGCCCCUCCUCCCGGCCUCGCUGCGCUGUCCCAUCGGCGUGAAACGCUGCUCCCUCGCGCAAGCCCGUGCGCGGCAACUCUGGUGCCCAACGCCCCGCAAGAAUCUUCGUCGCCGGGAAGGGGUGGGUGUGGGGGGGGGGGAUGGGUUGCCAAUGAGGAGCCGGCCGGAAGAAAGAGACGGGGAUCGGAAGGACCCCACCCAGGCCCCAGCGACGAGAUGCCAGGCUCAGGGAGGAGAUAGAUGGCAGCCGUUACGUUUUCGAGUGGGCUUCGGUUGGCAAACAAGAGACAACUCAGUGGGUACAUAGCCACCCCUUUGGUGGGGC